Molecule: messenger RNA, 1921 nt
Organism: Hyalella azteca
Lineage: Eukaryota; Metazoa; Arthropoda; Malacostraca; Amphipoda; Hyalellidae
Product: leucine-rich repeats and immunoglobulin-like domains protein sma-10
Exons: 4
Coding region: 590-1921 (443 amino acids)
Molecular function (GO): protein binding
Source: RefSeq, a predicted model, not a curated record
CGACUUUUUGAACUUCAAGCGAAUCCCGGGCAGCAAACCGAUGUCACAGGGAGCACUAAAUCCUAACUGUCUCGCCAAGAUCAGAGCUUCGGCAAAGUUCAAGAACUGAAAACUUAAACCUUUCCCAAACUCCCGCGGAAAAGUCGAGCAAUUAGCCCCUGAAGAAGGUCUAUAAUUUUUCAAUACUGAAGGCCCAACAAUUUCCCGUAGGAAACACUCUCACUCAUGAGGAAAUUCAAUUAUUUCUCACCUCAAAAGGUCCAUAAUUUCACCCAGUAAUUUCUCAUAUGAGAGGUGCCAGAAAUAAUUCCACUUCAGCCCAGGUUUCAUUCCUCGACCUCACAUGACCUGAAAGCACUACCCUCGCCAUUACCCUCCUUCCGUUUCCGAUAACUAAGGAGUUUACACCAAAUCUUUUCCCAUCGCGGAGAACUGGAGAAAUUCUUGAGAUGAGUCCCUGGAAUUGGAGCGACGGUCAAAGAAACGCUCAGAAGAGCCCCAAGAAAUAGCGUUCGCUACUGCCACUCGGAUUAAAAUCGCUGCCGUCCAAUUCUCAUCAUCUACACGAGUCACCCCUCGACACGCAGGAAUGAUUUGGGUGCGAUGGCUGCUGCUGCUGGUCGUUGGUGCAGCCGCCUCGGCCUUUUGCCCUUCAGGUUGCACUUGCAACGAAGACAUGCCGGAGGUGCAGUGUGUCGGCGUCACCUUGAACAUGGUACCGAUGUUGCUGAAUCCCGCCCUUAAGAAUCUUAACCUCGCGCACAACCGCUUGAGAACCAUAAACCAGGAGCUUCUUUUUUACGAGAACCUUGAGAAGCUGGACUUGUCACAUAACUUAUUAUCUGGUCUCAGCCAUGAGAGCUUCGUGGCACAGAGAGAACUGCGUCAGCUGAGGCUCAGCCACAACAACAUAUCGUCCGUUGAGAAAACAUCCUUUAUCGGCUUAUCCAAGCUGUCUUUGCUAGAUCUCAGCUCGAACGCACUAAGGGACAUCCCUCCAGACACACUUUCUCACACUCCAUCACUGCAAGUAUUAUUACUUUCUCAUAACAGACUACACAGUCUAGCCGUGCCAACAUUUCGUGGGCUUGUCAACUUGGAGAGAUUAGAUAUCAGCGAAAACUAUUUCCGCCAGUUGCCAGGCACUGCCUUCACGGAGCUAUCAGAACUGAAAAGUUUAGAUGUAAGCAGAAAUCGACUCGUUGAAGUUUUAGAAGGAGACUUGCCAUUACCCCGCUUGACAUCUCUAUCAUUAGAUGGCAAUAGCAUAGAGAACAUAGAUGCCGCCGCGUUACAUUAUCUUGAGGCUCUCGAAGUGCUCAGCCUGAGCAACAAUUUAUUGAGUACGGUCCCGACCUCGGCUUUAUCAGCACUCGUCAGUGUUGAAAGUCUUUCACUGAGCCGCAAUAAUAUCACAGAAUUAAGCGCCGGAGCUUUCGUCGGCCUAAGAAGAUUAACAACGCUCGAAAUCUCACGAUGUCCAAUGCUGUCAUCGGUCUCAGCCGCAGCCCUCGUUCACUGUAGUAAACUUCGUACUCUGACUUUGUCUCAUAACCCGUUAUUGCGAUCACUCCCGGCGACGCUGUUCCAGCCUCUGGCCGAUCUCCAGGCCCUGGACUUGCGAGGUAACUCUCUGGAAACUGUUGAAGGAGGCAGUGCACCUUGGGAUGCUCUGCAGGCUCUCGACUUAAGGGAUAACUCCCUGGUGUGCAACUGCUCCUUGAGAUGGCUGGCAGAACUGCUGGCGCAACCCAACACCACAAUUCUGGACGUGCAGUGUGCCAUGCCCGACAACCUCCGCGGCGUCCAUCUCUCCAGGUCAGUAGCGUACACAAGCUGCCUUGCUUUUCGACACUGCGACGAAGACACGAUAUCCGUUGCAACAGAAGUCGAUCAUGACAGUCAGUCGCGUCAAUCGUGA